UUCUCUCUCUCUCUCUCUCUCUAUACAAGUCAUAAACUUGAAACUUGUGUUCUCGUUCUUUUUACUUUCUUUUUUUCUAAGUUCAUCUCAUUCCUUCAUCAUCUUCUUACAUCAUGCUUAUUAUCUCAGAAAUUUUUGAUGUGGUUCUCUGUUUAUUAAUAAUUACUUCUUUCAUCAUAGAUUUUGUUACUUUCUAAUCAUAUUUAUAUUGGGUUUCUAAAUAAGUUACAAUAUUAAAUAUAUUAAUUGCUGAAACAGUAGAAGUUUUAAUAAGCUCUCUGUCAGUUUCAUUCUCUCUCACCUUUUCUUUUUCCUUUUUUCUUCUAACUGAAGUCUCUUGAGCUCAAAGAAAAGGGAACUUCUUGGAUCAAGAAAGGCACAAACCUUUCACUUCAAUACUAUAUACUUUGUACAGUUUCUUUCAAGUUAUUGAAAUAUAGACAUCCUUUUUGCACUAAAACCCAGAAAGAAGCACCCAUUUUUCCCUUGUUAUAAUCAUGAAGAAUCCUCAAAAACAAAACCAGGUCACUUCAUUUACAAAACAAUUCAAUACCCAGUUGCAGCUUGUAAAUGUCGUUUCUUUUUUCUUCCUAUUCUGCUGUGGAUUAACAACAGGUCUCAUUCUCAGUUCCUACCUCAAAAACAUAUCUUUCAAUCUUCACAUCACACGGUUCUCCCUUUCUGCCACUGCUACAGCAAUACCACUAUCGCCUGCAGAAUCGACAAAGAAUGAGACAACUGCAGCAUUGCCUCGUGUUGGCCUGAAAGAAUAUCUGAAAGUGGCUGGUGACGCUAAGCACGAUAUGGAAGAUGAGGAAUUGUUGUGGAGAGCUUCAAUGGCUCCAAGAAUACCCCAGUAUCCAUUUGAAAGGGUCCCUAAGGUUGCAUUCAUGUUCCUGACAAGAGGUCCAGUUCUGAUGGCUCCAUUGUGGGAGAAGUUCUUUAAAGGGCACGAAGGAUUGUAUUCAAUCUAUGUUCACUCCAAUCCGUCAUAUAAUGAAUCAGAGCCUGAAAGUCCUGUGUUUAAUGGCCGAAGAAUUCCUAGCAAGGAGGUCAAAUGGGGAAAUGUCAAUAUGAUUGAAGCAGAGAGACGCCUUUUAGCCAAUGCACUUCUUGACAUAUCAAGCCAGCGUUUUGUUCUCCUCUCGGAGUCAUGCAUUCCUCUCUUUAACUUCUCUACUGUCUACUCUUACCUAAUGAACUCUAACAAGAAUUUUGUGGAAGCCUACGACUUAGACAAUCCUGUUGGUCGCGGCCGAUAUAACUCUCACAUGAGUCCUGAAAUCACCAUUGAUCAAUGGAGGAAAGGCUCGCAGUGGUUCGAAAUGGAUCGAGAACUUGCCGUAGAGGUUGUAUCGGAUCAGAAAUAUUUUCCAAUUUUUCAGAAGUACUGCCGUGGCAAUUGUUAUGCAGAUGAGCAUUAUUUGCCAACAUUUGUGAGCAUCAAACACUGGGAGAGGAACUCUAACAGGACUCUGACUUGGGUUGAUUGGUCGAGAGGCGGGCCCCAUCCAACUAGGUUUAUAAGAACAGAGGUGACUGUUGAGUUCUUGGAGAACAUGAGAAGCAGCAGCAAGUGCUUGUAUAAUGGAAAUAGCAGCACUACUACUUGUUUCUUGUUUGCAAGAAAAUUCCUGCCUACUGCUUUGGAUAGGCUGUUGAGAUUUGCACCAAAAGUAAUGCAUUUCAACAGAUGAAUUUGGGGGAGUUUCACAUUUAUUCUUUAUUCUUUAAUUUGUAUAGAAUUUUUAAGCAAAAGGUCAAUCAAUUGCCCUUAUUAAUUACUUCUUUUUGUUAUAUAUAAAACAUGAGAAAAUUGGUAACUUCA
Ricinus communis (castor bean) is the source of this 1828-nucleotide messenger RNA. Its product is annotated as glycosyltransferase BC10. The transcript is spliced from 2 exons. Gene Ontology annotation, molecular function: glycosyltransferase activity. The record is from RefSeq and is a predicted model, not a curated record. NCBI's taxonomy places the organism in Eukaryota, Viridiplantae, Streptophyta, Magnoliopsida, Malpighiales, Euphorbiaceae. Gene Ontology annotation, cellular component: membrane. Bases 498 to 1697 code for a protein of 399 amino acids.